Paramecium octaurelia is the source of this 880-nucleotide messenger RNA. NCBI's taxonomy places the organism in Eukaryota, Ciliophora, Oligohymenophorea, Peniculida, Parameciidae. The record is from the annotation of a GenBank genome assembly.
UGUCUAUGAAUAAAACACUCUAGGUAAAAGUUUUGAUUGGAUAAAUCAAUAAUAACUAUGACUUCAAGGCAAACAUAAAUCGAAUCAACAUAUCCUUAUAAAAGUACUCAUCAAAAGAUGAAAUAGAUAUUUUAGUUUUCCCUGAAAUGGCUUUGAUCGGGUAUACUAUUAAAAGAAUAUAAUAGCUACUAUUAUCCUGAUAAAAAUGCUAUAAAGCCAUUUUUAGAAUAAUAUGGCAAAGGACCAACUUAUGAAUUUUGUAAAUAAAUUGCUUAAAGAUUAAAAUGCUAUGUGUCUUGUGGAUAUGCAGAAGUUGAUGGAGAUAAAUUAUAUAACUCAGCUGUAGUUGUUAAUAGAGAAGGGGAGGCUAUUCUAAAUGUUAGAAAGAAGCAUUUAUUUGAAACAGAUAAGACUUGGGCAGAUGAAGGCUAAGAAUUUAAGUGCUUAGAAUUAAAAACAACAAAAGGUUAAACGAUAAAGUUUGCAUUUGGCAUAUGUAUGGACAUUAAUCCAUGGGAAUUCAAAGACAACAGUAAGUUCGAAUUGGCAGAUUUCUGUCUGCAGAAUAAUGUGGAUGGUCUAAUAUUCAUGGCUGCUUGGAAUGUAAUUUAUGAUUCAAUGUAUAAAGGAUCAUGAACCAGAUAAUAAUGACAAUAAUGGCAUUCUAGAUUAUUGGCUUUGGAGACUCAAACCGAUUAGGGAUGGCAAAUCUAAUAAUUAUCAUAAAUAAUUUCUUUUCGUUUGUUCAGAUAAAGUAGGAAAGGAUGAGAAGACUCAAUAUAUGGGAUCUAGUUGUUUAAUCAAGUUGAACCCUGCUAAAUUAAUACAGGAUUUAGAUAAAAAGCAAGAAAGCUAUUUAAUAUGCAAUGUUUAAUUGUGA